CCGUGCGCUCCUCGCCUCCCUGCGCCGCCGGCCUCGCCCAUGACUCAGUACGCCCGCAGCUCGAGCUUCAAGACGGCUUUGGACAGCAGUCCCGAGGCCAACACUGAGGAUGACAAAACCGAAGACGACGUGCCCUUGCCCAAGAACUACCUGUGGCUCACUGUCAUCUCGUGUUUCUGCCCCGCAUACCCCAUCAACAUCGUGGCUUUUGUCUUCUCCAUCAUGUCUCUGAACAGCUACAACAAUGGAGACUUCGAAGGAUCCAGGCGGCUUGGGAGGAAUGCCAAGUGGGUAGCCAUUGCCUCCAUCAUUAUUGGCCUUCUCAUCAUCGGGGUUUCUUGUGCAGUUCACUUCACAAAGGCAUUCUGAGCAGCCGGCAGUCGGCCGAGCAUGGAGGUUGGACCUCAUCCGCUAAGGCCCCAAAGGACUUUCUGAGGAAUGGAUCCUUGACUUCCGACUGUGAGAUCUUUUCCUCCAGGACUCUCCAGAGGCAGGUCCCUGGCAAAUGAACUUUAAAAACAAAACAAAAAAAUGUCCAAAAUGUAAGAAACCAAGCAGCACAGCCAGAUCAGCCAGUCAUUGAUUUUUUUUUUUUUU
Molecule: messenger RNA, 597 nt
Organism: Molossus molossus (Pallas's mastiff bat)
Lineage: Eukaryota; Metazoa; Chordata; Mammalia; Chiroptera; Molossidae
Gene: TMEM233
Product: transmembrane protein 233
Exons: 3
Coding region: 40-369 (109 amino acids)
Cellular component (GO): membrane
Source: RefSeq, a predicted model, not a curated record